This is a messenger RNA of Schistocerca gregaria, 603 nucleotides long. RefSeq lists its product as uncharacterized. The record is from RefSeq and is a predicted model, not a curated record. NCBI's taxonomy places the organism in Eukaryota, Metazoa, Arthropoda, Insecta, Orthoptera, Acrididae. Bases 1 to 603 code for a protein of 200 amino acids. The transcript has a single exon.
AUGAAAUGUCAAUGUCAGAUUGCAAAUGUUUUUAAUGAGUACUUUUCUUCUGUUGGAAAAUCAGUCAAUGAUGAUUUUAAGAAUCUUCAGCAUAGAUAUAGGGGCAUUCCAAUCAAACAAAGCAUGUACUUGGCCCCAACCAAUAACAAGGAAGCCAAAAACAUAGUAAUGUCAUUAAAAAAUACAAAGUCAGCAGGCUAUGAUGGAUUGUCUAUCUGUACACUGAAAAGAUGCACAGACAACAUAUCUGAUGCCAUGGCCACAGCAGUAAAUGAUGUAAUUGCAUCAGGUUGUUUCCCAUAUAGUCUAAAGACAGCACAAGUAACCCCGAUUCACAAGAAAGGUGAUAAAUCUAAAAUUGAAAACUACUGCCCCAUCUCAAUCUUACCUGCAUUUUCUAAGGUAGUUGAGAAAGUUAUUCAUACUAGACUAAUGACAUUCCUGAGUCAACACAAUUUAAUAUUUGAAAGUCAGAAUGGCUUUAUGAAAAACAAGUCAACAUCAGUAGCAGCAGCACAAUUAAUAGACAAAAUAAUAAGGGCCAUAGAGAACAAGGAGUAUGUAACUGUACAAAAAUAUUGUAUGCAGAUGACACAUCAAUAG